Molecule: messenger RNA, 1639 nt
Organism: Erpetoichthys calabaricus (reedfish)
Lineage: Eukaryota; Metazoa; Chordata; Cladistia; Polypteriformes; Polypteridae
Gene: rnaseh2a
Product: ribonuclease H2, subunit A
Exons: 9
Coding region: 88-1002 (304 amino acids)
Biological process (GO): mismatch repair; DNA replication, removal of RNA primer
Cellular component (GO): ribonuclease H2 complex
Molecular function (GO): RNA-DNA hybrid ribonuclease activity; RNA binding
Source: RefSeq, a predicted model, not a curated record
GGCGGGGCGCGCUGGAUACAAAUACACCGCCGGUGUGACGUCGAAGUGGUGCUGUCACUUAUUUGAAACCAAAGGGCAUUAGCUAACAUGGAUCUCACUAAAUUCGACGAAGAUAACUCUAAAAGCUGUCGUGUGGUAUCUGCAAUACCUGAAGUGUGCAAAACUACAGAUUGCUGUCUGGGAAUUGAUGAAGCAGGCCGAGGACCUGUGCUUGGGCCUAUGGUUUAUGGCAUAUGCUUUUGUCCCAUAUCUAUGAAAAAGGAUUUGGAAAAUUUGAAGGUUGCAGAUUCAAAGACCCUGUCUGAAGAUGAGAGGGAGAAACUCUUUGCAAAGCUGAGUGAGGCAAACAGUUAUAUAGGAUGGGCCAUACAGAUCUUGUCUCCCAACAGCAUUUCGACAAGCAUGUUGCAGAGAGCAAAGUAUAACUUGAAUGCCAUUUCUCACGAUACUGCUAUUGGACUGGUUCAGUAUGCAUUGGAUUGUGGAGUGCAACUUAAAGAAGUAUUUGUGGAUACAGUGGGACCUGCAGAAAAAUAUCAAGAAAAGCUCUCAAAAAUAUUUCCUGGUGUGGAUGUCACUGUAAAAGCCAAGGCUGAUGCUCUUUUUCCAGUUGUUAGUGCAGCUAGUAUUUGUGCCAAGGUUGCUCGAGAUCGUGUGGUGAAAUCCUGGACGUUUAUAGAAGAUUUAGAUGUGGACGCGGAAUAUGGCUCUGGUUACCCAAAUGAUCCCAAAACUAAAGAGUGGUUGGCUAAAUACAUGGAUCCAGUGUUUGGGUAUCCUCAGUUUGUUCGUUUCAGCUGGAGCACUGCACAGUCAAUUCUGGAUAGCAAAGCAGUGCCAGUGCACUGGGAUGAUGAUGAAGAGAACGGAGAGAAAGCUGCAGCCAAACAAAACUGCCAUUCAAUGUUGUCCUAUUUUGCAAGGAAGAAAUCUGGUGACACAAAGAGGGAGCCGCACCGCUACUUCACUGAGAGGAAGCUGGAGACUGUAUCCAGUUUAUAACGGGAGCUGAUGCAGAGGUGACAUACUUAUGCAACAGCUGGCUAUGUUAGCCAUAUCCAAGUUCCAACUUUGAUCAUUGACCAUGGGCUUGAUCAAUGAGGAGACCUUGUUCUGCUGAUGUUGGAGUUUUCAUUUCUUGUAUCUUUUAAAAAUGUUUUUAAAGGAUAUCUUUUUCAUCAUCAGAUCUGAUCUUGACCCUUUAAUGCUAGUUACAUAUAUAUAUCGGAAAACACAUUAGCUGCACAUGAAGUAAUUCUUCCCAAGUUUGUUAAUAAAAUGCUUAUUUUUAAGCAUUAUCAAAAAAACAUCAGAACAUUUUGACAUUGGCCUGUUUAAACCAAUUUUCUAUUAAAUAACAAUAACUAUUUCCAUUUUUUAUGCCUAGCCUUCUUUCAGAAUGUUUGUGUUGUUCUGCGUAUUUUCUUAUUUUUUGUAUACUGAACUUUUUAGCAUCUGAAUUCUAGUGAGGCCUUUGAGGAUCUGGAGCAGCUUAUGAAGCUUGGAGGUGACUGCUUAAUUGAUCUAAAGUGUCUGUAAUGUACAAGUGUAGGUUCUUUUGUGAAACUUUACAUUUGCUAAUUUUAAUUUUUUUUAAAUUAAUAUGUGAUGCUUAAUAAAAAAAUGCAAUGAAACAGAA